Drosophila hydei is the source of this 2184-nucleotide messenger RNA. RefSeq names its product sphingomyelin phosphodiesterase. The record is from RefSeq and is a predicted model, not a curated record. The transcript is spliced from 4 exons. Gene Ontology annotation, biological process: ceramide biosynthetic process; sphingomyelin catabolic process. NCBI's taxonomy places the organism in Eukaryota, Metazoa, Arthropoda, Insecta, Diptera, Drosophilidae. Bases 15 to 2012 code for a protein of 665 amino acids. Gene Ontology annotation, cellular component: lysosome. Gene Ontology annotation, molecular function: acid sphingomyelin phosphodiesterase activity.
AUUGCUUAUCCGCAAUGUACCGUCAGCGGAGUCUUGUGCUACUGCUGGGCGUGGCUUCCCUUCUCACCUGCGGCCAGGCUCAUAGUCUGCCAGGUGUGCCGAGUAGUUUCAGCACUGAUGAGCGUCUGACGGCUGCCAUUUCAGUCAGCGUGGCGGAAGAGAUUAGCUAUGAAUUUAUGAAGUACCUGCGGACAGGCAUCGAGUCGCCUCGAUUAAAGGUACUGGGCAAUGAGUUGCGCACGGCCCACAGCCAGAAGGACAUUUUCACUCAGCCCCUGGUCGAUCUAAGUGCAGUCGAUCAGUAUUUCACAUGCACCAUGUGCCGCGCCACGGUCAACGUAAUUGGCCGCACCUUUACGGGCCCCAAUGGCGAGCUGACUGGACCCAAUCGCGAUCAGAAUGCCAAGAAGACAUUGCUGAGCAUUUGCGACUACUUCAACAUUCAAACGCAGGAGGUAUGCUCCGGUCUAUUCGAUCUGAACUGGCCGAUUCUCGAUUUCAUCUUCAACGAGACGAUCGCCGAGUCGCAAAGCAUUUGCAGCAUGCUGCCCAUUAAAAUAUGCCAGCUGCAGCAGCCGGAGUUUAACCUAAAAGUAAACAUUGUUGGUGAUACGCCCACCGAAUCCAAUACCGAAGUGCCGGAAGGCGGCGAUAAUAAUUAUCAUGUUCUGCAUCUAACCGAUAUCCAUUACGAUCCCGAGUACAAGAGCGGAGGCUUCGCGGAGUGUGCGGAGCCCAUGUGCUGCCGCGACAAUCUGCCAGCAGAUGCCAAUACAACUGGCGCCGGCUACUGGAGUGACUAUCGCGACUGCGACACACCCAAGCACCUGAUCGUGAAUGCCCUCGAGCAAAUAAAGAAGGAGCACGUGCUGGAUUGGAUCUACCACACGGGCGAUGUGCCCCCACACAAUGUGUGGUCCACCACGCGGCAGGGAAACAUGGAUAUGCUCACGGAGAUCGAUCAACUGCUCGCAGAACACUUUCCCAAGAUUCCAGUUUAUCCCUGUCUGGGCAACCAUGAGCCGCAUCCAGCGAAUGUAUUUGGCAACGAUGAGAUACCUGCCUCCCUAAGAGUUGACUGGCUGUAUGAGCAUGUGUGGAGCCUGUGGUCCAAGUGGCUGCCCAAAGAAGCUGAGACUACCGUACGUCGCGGAGGCUACUACACGCUUCGCCUCAGAGAGGGACAGCGCAUCGUUGCGCUCAACAGCAUGGAUUGCUAUCUGUAUAACUGGUGGAUUUUCUACAACGGCUCUAUUGUGCUGGAGCAGCUGCAGUGGUUCCACGACACGCUGCUCGCCGCUGAGAAAGCCGGUGAAAGGGUUCAAGUCCUGACUCACAUUCCCUCUGGCGAUGCCGACUGCUGGUCUGAGUGGUCCAGGGAAUACAAUCGUAUUGUGGCUCGCUUCAGCAGAGUCAUCACGGGCAUCUACAAUGGACACACUCACAAGGAUGAGAUGAAUGUUCACUAUACGGACACGGGCCUGGCUAUGGCCGUCUCCUGGAAUGGCGGCAGUCUGACCACCUACUCCUACAAGAAUCCCAACUAUCGCUUGUACGAGCUGCACUCGAAGACAUUGCAGGUGCUGGAGCAUCACACCUAUACAAUCAAUCUCACCGAGGCCAAUCUGAAGCCCAACGAGUCGCCCAGCUGGAAGAAGGAGUACGAGUUUGGAGAACAGUUUACGCGCAACACGAGCGCCGCUGGCAUUGAUCAACUGCUUGAGGAUAUGGCUAAAAAGCCAGAUUUGCUCCGACUCUUCUGGCGCUACAAGAUGACCGAGGCGGAUCCAAAACUGGAAACCGGCUGCGAUGACAGCUGCCUGAGCCGCACAAUCUGCCGCAUUGCCACAAGCAACUACAAUGAGAAGCAGCGCUGUCGCGAGCUCCAGGCCAUACUCAAGGAGAGCCUGGAGAAGGAGAAGCGGCCACAGGACGAUGGUGCAGCUGCAUUAACGGCUUACAGCUUCACCAGCUUGCUGGCCCUGCUGACUGUGUUGCGCUACUUGCUUUAAUUGCAAUUGAACAGGCAAUAACCCGAGGUCUUAUCUUUGCUGGCUGCUGAAUGAUUAUAGUUGAUUAUUUAUAGCAUAUCGUUAUUAAUUAGUUCGAUUAGCAGAGCGUCCAUAAAUUGCGCCAUAAACCGCGGCCAAUGUCUGCUGAACAAAUAAAACCAAUUUGUAGUUU